UGUUUCACAAAAUGUCUCCCAAUGAGACUCUCUUCUUGGAAAGUACCAACAAGAUCUACAAAGACGAUAUUUCUAACAGUUCAUUUGUGAAUUUCCAAAUAUGGGAUUUUCCUGGACAGAUGGACUUUUUUGAUCCAACAUUUGAUUACGAGAUGAUCUUCAGAGGAACAGGUGCUCUAAUAUAUGUUAUUGAUGCCCAGGAUGACUACAUGGAAGCUUUAACAAGACUCCACAUUACAGUUUCAAAAGCCUACAAGGUCAACCCGGAAAUGAACUUUGAAGUUUUUAUUCAUAAAGUUGAUGGUUUAUCAGAUGACCACAAAAUAGAAACUCAGAGGGACAUUCAUCAGAGGGCUAAUGAUGACCUUACGGAUGCUGGGCUUGAGAAACUUCACCUUAGCUUUUAUUUGACCAGUAUCUAUGACCAUUCAAUAUUUGAAGCCUUCAGUAAAGUGGUACAGAAGCUCAUUCCGCAACUGCCAACACUGGAAAAUCUACUAAAUAUCUUUAUAUCAAAUUCAGGCAUUGAAAAAGCCUUUCUCUUCGACGUAGUCAGCAAAAUCUACAUCGCAACAGACAGUUCCCCUGUGGACAUGCAGUCGUAUGAGUUGUGCUGUGACAUGAUUGAUGUAGUGAUAGAUGUUUCCUGUAUAUAUGGGUUAAAGGAAGAUGGCACUGGAAGUGCUUAUGAUAAAGAGUCAAUGGCGAUUAUCAAGCUCAAUAACACAACAGUUCUGUACUUAAAGGAAGUAACAAAGUUUUUGGCAUUAGUUUGCAUUCUUAGAGAAGAGAGUUUUGAGCGCAAAGGUCUGAUAGACUACAAUUUUCAUUGCUUCCGCAAAGCCAUUCAUGAAGUCUUUGAAGUAGGUGUUGUGUCCCACAGAAUCUGCAACCAUCAAUCAAGCACCUCAAAUAUGAAAGCAGUGACUCACAAUGGCACACCUAGGAAUGCAGUUUAGAGGAAAACUAAAGACGUUGGAUAGACUUGUCAGCUCUUCACUCCAAAGUUUUGUGGAAUGAGAGAAGUCUGAAAGCCUGAAGUACGUUUCACAGGAGAAGAGUGGCGCUAACUGUGGAGCAGCAGCUUGUAACUCAUGUUGGACAACUGAAACUACUGUAAAAACACUUUGAGGCCAGUGGAGUUAGAAAUGCCAGUUUGAAACCAGCUUUA
Molecule: messenger RNA, 1171 nt
Organism: Tauraco erythrolophus (red-crested turaco)
Lineage: Eukaryota; Metazoa; Chordata; Aves; Musophagiformes; Musophagidae
Source: RefSeq, a predicted model, not a curated record